Molecule: messenger RNA, 1338 nt
Organism: Verticillium alfalfae VaMs.102
Lineage: Eukaryota; Fungi; Ascomycota; Sordariomycetes; Glomerellales; Plectosphaerellaceae
Product: IQ calmodulin-binding motif protein
Exons: 3
Coding region: 1-1338 (445 amino acids)
Source: RefSeq, a predicted model, not a curated record
AUGCCGGCGGCCGUUUCACAGGAAGCGGGCAUCAGUGAUGAGCUGGUGAAGCACUGCAUGGCGCCUGACAGUGUCACGACGCUGCUGGCCGAGGACCCGUCGCUGACGCCAGGUGUUGCAUGGAAAAGGCUAUAUGGGGCAAAGGCAAAGCGGCGUGAGCAGAAGGAAAAUGAGGUUAGCGGACCGUUGCCGGCGGUGGAUGAGUUGACUGGCCUGGAGCGCAUCGCGCCGUGUGGAAAAUGGGGAGGUGCAAAGCCGAGCGAGCUGUUCCUGAGGAUGUAUGGUGCAGCCCUUGAAUCGAUUGAUGGCGAUCUGAGCAGGCUGUCGUCAGCCCUUCGCUCAUGGAGCUGCGGCACGGUGCCCCUGACAUCAUCUCGACGAAUUUGGAAGCCGGACGACUUGAUGAGCGAAGGGCGGACGAAUGAACACUCCGCGAAAUGGCCUCCAUGGAGUCGACGAAACGGCCCCGACCGGGACUCAACGGCGCGGACAGGACGCCGGAUGGUUCUCGAAAACGGCCCCAGCACUAGGCUCUCCAACGAGCUCCCCGACGGCUCCUCGGCCGCUUUGACCGAUGACAGUUCACGGUCCAGGACCCCAGAACAGAAGAAUCGCGACGUCCCCGAGCACACCCACGACUCACCUCACUAUGACAGCUCUCUACCCGCCGAAAUCGUCCGCCUCCAAACGUCUCUUCGGCCCUCUCCCUCCGAGGACAUCUACGCCCCGAUCACUCGGCACCUGAACCACACCAACGCCGCCGCCUACACCGUCCCACCUCGCCUCCAUCCCGCCCAUUUUCCUCCCUCAGAGCAGCCGACCCCCUACACCCCUCACCCUCGCCACUCCCCCGUGCCCAUGGCCCUCGUCAACCGGCCGCCCCACGGCUCGCCAGACUCGAGCUCUCUCUCGAACCCACAGAACGCCGCCUGGCUCGCAGCCCUCGCACACGCCCGCUCCUCCGUCUUCAUCCAGUCCCCGACCCUCAACGCCUCCCCCCUGCUCCCGGCUCUCCUCGCCGCCUGCGAGCGCGGCGUCCACGUCCACGCCUACAUCUGCCUUGGCUACAACGACGCCGGCGAGCUCCUGCCGUUGCAGGGCGGCCACAACGAAGCCGUCGCCCACCGCCUGCACGCCCAGCUGUCCGACGACGCGCGGCCGCGGCUGCACUACCACUGGUACGUCGCCAAGGACCACGCCGCGCCGGUGCCGCACGGCCUCGGCGCGCGGGCGUGCCACAUCAAGCUCCUCAUCGCCGAUGAGCGCGUCGGUGUCGUGGCAGCGGGAACCAGGACACGCAGAGCUGGGCGCACAGCCAGGAGGUCAACGUCAUGUUGA